Molecule: messenger RNA, 1727 nt
Organism: Nematostella vectensis (starlet sea anemone)
Lineage: Eukaryota; Metazoa; Cnidaria; Anthozoa; Actiniaria; Edwardsiidae
Exons: 2
Coding region: 100-1149 (349 amino acids)
Source: RefSeq, a predicted model, not a curated record
GAGGCUUCCGGAAAAGGCUAAAUAACUUUGCCUGGUCGCUCAGUCAUAGUUUAAUUACCAUUUUGGGUUACUUUUAGGCAGGGCUUACAGUCAACCACAAUGCUUCACUUACUCCUUUGGGUGUGCACUUGUUUAGCUAAUACAAGAGCACUAGGUGAUCCUGUUAGCUUCUUGCCUACUAGAGACAGUCCGGGUCUGUUGAAGGGAUGCUACUCUCGUCCCGCGCUUGGGACUUUGUGCUUUCUCGUCCAUGAGGACUUCAUGUAUGUGCGGGACUCCCAGGGUGGCAAUGUUGUCUUCUACCUCAAGUACAACAAAGACACGCACUACUUUCAAGCCAUGCGUCACCACAUCAUAAGGUUCCGAGACAAAACAAUAAGCAGCGGAAGAAGCGACCACCACGCGUCGCCGUGGCAUGUGAGGUCUUUAAUCAAGAGGGCCCUCCACAAAAACCGCCUCAAACAGACCCGCGCAAGACGAGCAGUCUUCAAGAGUAGAGUACAUUCCCGGAUUGGGCUUUACAAGGCACUGCUUUUAGGUUAUCUCUCACAGGAGCUUCAUACACGGGUGUCCAAGGCCAGAGUAGCGAUCUCGCCACUUUUGGCUCAGCGGUUUCACUUGAUGGCUCUAGGGACCCUUCGUGCUCUUGGCCCCUCAUUCAAGAAGGUCAAAGCCCAAAAUCACCGACACAGCGCCAAACUUUACACAAAACAUCGCCCUGGCGAGACAAGAGUUGAGACUAAAAAGAAUGGCGACAAUUUUCAUAUAGAUAAAGCACGAAGCCUUUCUGACGAUGCUAAAUUAAGACGGGAGAAUCGAGUUGAUCGUGACGCAGUGUUUAGCACUUCUCUCGCCUCUAGCCCCAUUCGUCCGCAGCCAACGAAGCACUCAACGUGCAGUGUACCAGGGCACGCUACGAGCGGCUCGUGCGACAUGCGUGGGCGCAGCAGCGAUUGUUUUGGGAUGUGCGGUACGGUGUGCUGGUGUUGGUCCUGGGUGUGUGGAGACUGCUGUCUCCAUACGGGGUGCUACCAACAUGACUGGUGUUGUCGCCGAGGAUAUCUAACCAUCCACUGUUUGUGCCCAUGGUGCUUUGGUUUUGACUGCACCAGGGGUUACCGAGGUUACCCCGAGUGUUUGCGUGAUUAAAGGCACCAUCUUACCCUUACCCCAAUGCAGAUCUUAUCCGCAGUAAAAAGCCGCCAUUUUGUCACCCAAGCAAAAAUAUCCAGUGCGAGAAAGCAUCCUUUUCCACUACCUAAUUUAUGUUAUAUUUUACAUUAAAUUGUUAAGGAAUUUUAGGACUUUUUUAAUUUUAUUAUUUCGAGAUUUCUAUGGGAGGGGAUGUAUAAUAAAGUCUAUUUUUGAGAAUGACUUUUUAGAAACAUUUAUACCAAGCACAAUACGUCUUGUCAGGUGAAUUACAAAAUAACCACAAAAAACCUUUUAAUCAUGGAUUGUAUCUAAAAGAUGCAUACCGAAGAACAAGCGUAGACAAUGUGUGUAAUUGGUUUGGUCGCCCACUGCUCAAUAUUUAAGGGAAGGUUAAACUGAUACAAAUCUAACAAAUCUAGCACUAUUUUAUUAUCCAAAUAUGCAAUCAUUACAUCAGUCACACUGUAAUACAAAAUAACAUUUAUACGGUUAUGAUAAGAAAAAACUCGAAUCUGUAUUUUGAAAUAUUUGUAUCUACUUAUGUGAUUCAUUUAGAAAGUCUAUUUUCUAAA